Molecule: messenger RNA, 1179 nt
Organism: Stereum hirsutum FP-91666 SS1
Lineage: Eukaryota; Fungi; Basidiomycota; Agaricomycetes; Russulales; Stereaceae
Exons: 4
Coding region: 1-1179 (392 amino acids)
Source: RefSeq, a predicted model, not a curated record
AUGUUCUGUGUCGCUCUCUUCGCUCUCUUUGCAUCCGCUGUGUCUGCCCUUCCCCUCGGUGGUCACAAUCACGUCCGCCGGUGCCACCACGGUGGAUCCUCCAGUGCAUCCGCCGCCAUCACGAGCUCUGCCACCUCCGCCUCCGCCUCGUCCUCUUCUUCCACCAAGUCCAAGUUCUCUUCGUUCGUCACGACUGAAUCCGCCACCGCAUCGGCCUCUCCCUCUCCCUCUGUCACCUCCUCCUCUGUGAAAGCUUCCGCUUCCGCCGUCGCCACGGACCCGUCCAACUUAAGCACCUCUUCUUCUUCCUCCUCGUCCACUUUGUCCUCCCUCCUCUCGAUCCUGUUCCCGGUCUCCCAAUCUGCCUCCUCGUCCUGGUCCACCGUAUCAGGCGCCGACAACUCGGUUCCGCUCUCCGACUCCACCUUCCAGCUCACGAACCUCAUCUCCGCUCUCUCCCACGACUAUGUGCAAUCCUCGGACUCAAAGCUGUCGAUGCAGGCGCAUUACCCUAAAGGGAGCUAUACGUUCACGCAUAGUCCGGAGGGAGGGUUGAGUUUCUAUGCGCCUGGUCCGGACGCUGUGGAUCUGACGACGGCGAAGGAGGCGACGUUUGGGUAUUCGGUUAUGUUUGAGGAUGGGUUCGAGUGGCAGAAGGGUGGGAAGCUGCCAGGUCUUUUCGGCGGUGACUCCUACGACGACUCCAUCUCCUGCUCCGGUGGCCGUCGCUCCGACGCCUGCUUCUCCGCCCGUCUCAUGUGGCGCGCCGCCUCCGCCGGCGAGCUCUACACCUACCUCCCUCCCUACGACGACGCCUCGGGCGACUACACCGCCAACAAAGCCGUCUGCGACGUCGCGCCCUUCUCGACCUGCAACCCCACGUACGGUGCGUCGGUCGGCAGGGGCGCGUUCUCGUUCGUCGCGGGCGGGUGGACGACGAUCAGUCAGAGGGUGAGGUUGAAUGAUGUGGGGCAGGCGAAUGGGGAGUUGGAGUUGUUUGUUGGGGGAGAGAGUGUUAUUAAUGUUAGUGGUUUGAUUCUGAGGGCGAGGGAUGCGGGGAGAAUUAGGGGGGUUCAGAUGCAGACUUUCUUUGGUGGCUCGACGGAGGACUAUGCAUCGCCGAAGGACCAGAACACGUACUUCUCUGACUUCUCGGUCGCGAUCACGGAGACGCUCUAA